AUGAUAGUAGGUGCUGAUGUGACCCAUCCAUCGCCUGAUCAGCUUAGCAUUCCUUCAGUUGUUGCUGUAACUGCCAGCCGUGAUCCAAAGGCUUUCAAGUACAACAUCCAGAUUAGGUUACAACCUCCGCAGGUAGAGAUCAUUGAAGACCUGGAAAAUAUCAUGAGACAGCAGCUUCUGUUCUUUUAUAGAAAGACGUCUGCUUGCAAACCAGAGAGGAUAAUAUUUUUUCGAGAUGGUGUAGGUGACGGACAGUUCGCACAGGUUUUGAACAGUGAGNCAGAAAAUGAAAUUGAAAAGAUUGCAUACUACUUAUGUCAUAUGUUCUCACGUUGUACACGCAGUGUGUCCUAUCCAGCACCUACAUAUUAUGCACAUCUUGCUGCUAAGAGGGCUCGUGUGUACCUGGAGGGAGAGAACAUUAAGCUGUCUAAUCUACAAAGUCAGCAACAUAUAUGUGCUGUCUUGAAAGAAAUUGUUUCAGACCAUCCCAUGUUUUUUAUGUAA
Messenger RNA from Cryptotermes secundus, 507 nucleotides. RefSeq names its product protein argonaute-2-like. The record is from RefSeq and is a predicted model, not a curated record. Gene Ontology annotation, molecular function: nucleic acid binding. Bases 1 to 507 code for a protein of 168 amino acids. The transcript has a single exon. NCBI's taxonomy places the organism in Eukaryota, Metazoa, Arthropoda, Insecta, Blattodea, Kalotermitidae.